AUGAAAUCCAAAUCACAUUGCUUAAAAGUGAGCGCAUCAAAUACCGUCGCUUCAGAUGCCGAACAAAUAUCAAAGCUCAGAGCAUCACAGUCGCCGAUUGCAAUUUCGCUUCAACGAUGCCCCACUUGGUCCUCUUUAGAUCCUCUAGUAUUUAAAGGAUAUUGGGACAAUGAUUCCGAUGGCAUUCUUGUCAAUACUGGACAAACAGCUUAUUUUACAUUCGACACACCAUCUCGGCCGCGGCUAAGCGGAGGUCCACUUAUUGGUGAAUAUAUUUUUGAACAAAUGCACUUCCACUGGUCGGUUGACGAUUUCACAGGAUGCGAACAUGUCCUUGACGGUCACGGUUACGCCGCAGAAUGCCACCUUGUACAUUACAAUAGUAAAUACCAGUCACUAGAGGCAGCUGUGCCUCACGCAGAUGGUUUGGCUGUAGUUGGAUAUUUAUUGGAAGCUGUUGAUGCACCGAACCCGAACUUUGACAUGUUCAUUGAGGGUUUAGAACAGAUUAAGAAACCGGAUCACAGUGUUGCUCUAUCAGCAGAGUCUUUGGCUUGGAUGAACAGAGAGGAUGUGACAAACGGUAGCUACGUCACUUACAAAGGAUCUUUAACCACGCCGCCUUAUGGAGAAUGUGUCACGUGGAUCAUUUACGAGAAAGCAGUACAAAUUGGUAGCGAACAGCUGGGACUUUUAAGACAAUUGGAAGGCGCCGAUAGUGUACCAAUUGAGAGAAAUGUGAGGCCUACACAGCGACAUCCGCCAGGUCAUUCUGUUAUAUAUGUUAAACAAGUGAAGUCGAAGCUUUGA
Danaus chrysippus (African queen) is the source of this 810-nucleotide messenger RNA. Lineage: Eukaryota; Metazoa; Arthropoda; Insecta; Lepidoptera; Nymphalidae. The record is from the annotation of a GenBank genome assembly.